This is a messenger RNA of Aricia agestis (brown argus), 1082 nucleotides long. It is a transcript of the gene Vhl, whose product is annotated as von Hippel-Lindau disease tumor suppressor. Lineage: Eukaryota; Metazoa; Arthropoda; Insecta; Lepidoptera; Lycaenidae. The record is from RefSeq and is a predicted model, not a curated record. The transcript has a single exon. The coding region runs from base 281 to 793 and encodes 170 amino acids.
CAAAGGAUUUGGAAAGGAUCCUCAACUCAAACAAAGUUAAUUUAAUAUUCAAAAUUAUAAUAAGACAAAAUCGUUGUGAUCGUGACAGUACGAAAGCGUUUUUUAAAUUAAUUCGCUUAUUGCGGUCUAUAGAUUUUAGAAUCUAUUGCUGAAAUCAAAACAAAGUUGUUUAUUUUGGUGUCAAAGUCAUACGUUUCUGUUGUGUUCGUUUGUCGCCGCAAAAUUCAAGUCAUACCGUACCAUUAUUAUGAGCUGUUGAUAAGUCGAUGAAGCUAACAAAAUGGUCACGUACGAGUUCGACGACAGAAACAAUAAAGUGUACGAAAUCGACGAAAAAGGCAACCGGCAGCUCGUGCGCUCGACAGAGUCCACUAGACGCGCCUUCUUUAGGUUUCGAAACAAAACGACGAGAGUUAUAGACGUGUGGUGGCGCGACUACGGCGGGAGCAAGUGUCAUUACAAGCGAAUACCGCCGGGCCGGUUCUGCGACAUGAACUCCUUCACCACCCACCCCUGGGAGUUCACCGACGCGGCCACCGGCGAGAGGUACGUCAUAAACAACCAACCCAUAUUCCGAGCUCCCCCCGAACUCGGCGGUAUGGACUACAGAACCAACUGGAAUAUCACAAUUGGCAUGAGAACCCUGCGGAAGACUGCUAUGCUCGCUAUCAACAACUUCCUCAGGGAUGUCGAUGAUAUAAAUGUGUUAGAGAUCCCCAGGCGGCUAGCAGAGGAGCUCCAAGCUGUGAUGAUUUCGCUGAGAAGGCCCCUGCCUCCGGCUCCGACUCCCUGACAAAGCUAUGUGAUGGCAGAGUGUUGUAGCAUCUUGCUGAGCGGGACCUACUCUCUGCUUCAUAUAUUAUUUUAUAUCCUGACACACAUUAUCACCUGCAUUUAAUGCUCAGCAGCAAGUUUUACUGCAAUUAUAGUUUAGGAGUAAAAAAUUGUAAAAAGUGUAUGUUUAUGAUCAUUGUGACUGAAAAUAGAUGUUGGAUAUAGGUGUAAUCUAAAAAUGAAUUCUAACUGUUGUGAUGACUGUCCAGUUUUGUUGUUCAUAAAGUCCAUGUCAAUUUAAAUGACUA